Molecule: messenger RNA, 1352 nt
Organism: Syngnathus typhle (broad-nosed pipefish)
Lineage: Eukaryota; Metazoa; Chordata; Actinopteri; Syngnathiformes; Syngnathidae
Product: uridine phosphorylase 2-like
Exons: 7
Coding region: 37-978 (313 amino acids)
Biological process (GO): uridine catabolic process; nucleotide catabolic process
Cellular component (GO): cytoplasm; cytosol
Molecular function (GO): uridine phosphorylase activity
Source: RefSeq, a predicted model, not a curated record
UAUUUUGAAAAUUUUCAACUUGAUUUUCUUGUACUCAUGGCACCAAUUCUAUUGGACUCAAUGGGGAACGACCACAGUGAAUAUAUCAAACAAGAGGUUCAUGUAAAAAAUCCCUACUUGCACACUCUGGAGGAGGACAUUCUGUAUCACUUCAGCUUAAGUACCAAGUCUCACAACCUGCCAGAGAUGUUUGGCGACAUCAAGUUUGUCUGCGUCGGCGGCAGCGCCAAUCGGAUGAAGGCCUUCGCUCAGUUCAUCCACCGAGAACUGAAACUUUCCGGCGACCCGACGCAAGUCCACGAUAUUUGCGAGGGAACCGAUCGCUACUGCAUGUAUAAAGUGGGACCGGUUCUGUCAAUAAGUCACGGCAUGGGCGUGCCGUCCAUCUCCAUCAUGCUCCACGAGCUCAUCAAACUGCUCCACCAUGCCCACUGCAAGGACGUGAUCCUGUUUCGUCUCGGAACGUCCGGCGGAGUCGGUCUGGCUCCGGGCACGGUGGUGGUGACGGAAAAGGCGGUGGACUACUCCUUCCGGCCUCAGUUUGAGCAGGUGGUUCUGGGUAAAGUGAUCACGCGUAGCACGGAGUUGGACGAAGGUGUCGCCAGUGAGCUUCUGCAGUGCUCCAAAGAACUGCAAAACCUUCCCGCUGUGAUCGGGAACACCAUGUGCACCCAUGACUUCUACGAAGGUCAAGGACGACUCGAUGGGGCUCUGUGCUCCUUCUCAGAAGAAGAAAAAUUGGAGUACCUGAGGAAAGCGUACGAAGCCGGCGUGAGGAACAUCGAAAUGGAGUCCACCGUGUUUGCGGCCAUGUGUCGCAUGUGUGACAUCAAAGCGGCCGUCAUCUGCGUCACACUGCUGAACCGCUUCGAGGGCGACCAGAUUACGUCCCCUCACGAUGUUUUGGUGGAGUACCAGCAGAGACCUCAAGUCCUGGUGGCCCAUUUCAUCAAGAAACGGCUAGGACAUAUUGUUUGAAAAAAAUCCUUGCCCUUUUAAUCAAUGUAUAUAGAUAUCACAGACGUGUGUGUAUAUACUGUACCUAAUGUUCAUAUCUUCUAUUUAGACACUUUGAUUAAGUUAAAUAUGAUGUCGACUGCAUUUGCGUUUGUAUUGUGUCAGUUUGGUGCUAUAACGUGUUACUUUGAUUGCUGGAAAAACAAAAUGAAUAUUACAUUAUUUGUUGUUUUUAUUUCUUGUUAGAGGUCUCAUUCUCGGUCAAAACAUGGCCACGUGCUUGUAGCAUUGUAGCGUUGAAUGCCUCACGAUGAAAAAUGUUACAACGCGGUCGUGUCGUGAUAUUUGGUGCUUGUAGUCAAUGCAAUACAAAUAAAGUUUUCAUGAAAACACAA